AAGAAGAAGUUGAGGCUACCAUGAACAUCAUCAAUGGAGAGAGACAACACUUGACUCAGAUGAAGGCUGACAUUGACAGAGAGAGAGAACUGCUUUUGAAUGAAAAGGACAAACUGGAAAAAGAAAGGUCUGAGCUAAUGACAGGAGAACAUGAAAUCAUAUGGAAAAUGGAUGCCAUAGAAACUCUGAAAGUAAAACUCCAAAGGCUGAAUGAAAGAACAAGUGACGACAUCAAACACAAAAUGGACAGUUUACAACAAAACAAUGAAGAUGUAGUAAUUCUGUUCAUGGCACUGAAAGAAAAGUUUGCUAAACUUGAAGAACAGAAAGAAAGCAUGGCUUGUUACACUGAGCUGUUGGGAAGAGAAAGGGAGGGUCUGACAAGUGUACUGUCAGAUAUAGUCAUCCAGAAAGAGGACUUUGAAAAUCUAUGGAAGCAAAAGUUUACGACUGAAAAACUCUAUCUUGACAAACUCAAAGCAGAGAUGAAGGAUGACAGAGAAGAUCUGGACAAAAUGAAUGAGAUGAUACACAGAUCUAAACUGGACUUGAAGCUGAUUAGGUCUGACAUCCAAAAACAAACUGACCUAUUAGAAAAUGAUGAACAACAUAAGAAAGAUGAAAAGGAGAAAUUGGAAACAACCAAGACUGAGCUACAAAAGAAGAAAGAACAGGCAGACAGUCUUUUUGAAGAUAUAAACAGAGAGAAAGUCAUUAUUAAGGAUCUAACUCUUCAGGUUCAGGCACAAAGAAACAAACUUCAGACUGUCAUUGACAAGAUCACAUUAAAAGAAAAAGAACAAGAGGUCCAUGACGACACAAUCAGAAGACUGAAACAAGAACUGGAGACCAGAGAGAAUAGUUUAAAGAAUAUCAACAAGACAAAAGAAGAAGUUGAGGCUACCAUGAACAUCAUCAAUGGAGAGAGAGAAAGCAUCAGUCAGGUAAAAACUGACAUUGACAGAGAGAGAGAAAUACUUUUAAAUGAAAGGGACAAACUUCAGAAUGUGAUGAACAUCACGGCUUUGAAGCAAAAAGAGCAAGAAUUAAAGGAUAAUGACAUCACAAGACAAACUCAAGAACUACAAAUCCAUACGAACUGUGUUUUGGCAGAAAGAGAGGAACUGGAAGUUUUAAGAAAGGACCUCAAAAAUAAGAAACAUGAGGUUGAAGCUGCCAUGAACACCAUGAGUGAAGAGAGAGAACACUUGACUCAGAUGAAGGCUGACAUAGAAAAAGAGAGACAGAUGCUUUUCAAUGAAAAGGACAGAAUUGAAGGACAAUGGUCUGAGCUGAACAUGAGAGAAAAUACACUUGUGAUUAAAGUGAAAUCAAUGACAACUUUGAAAUCAAAAAUUGAAGAUCUUCAUGACAGAAUGAGUGAAGACAUGAAAAACAAAAUCGUCAGAUUGGAACAAAACAAGGAAGAUAUACUGAAACUGGCAAGUGUUCUCGAGGAAAAACAUGAGGCUCUGGAUGUACAUAAAGUUAAUAUGACAUCUUACACUGAGAUACUAGGGAGAGAGAGAGAAGGUUUGAAGAGUGUGAUGUCAGAAAUUGUCAUCCAGAGACAAAACGUUAAACAUCAACUGAAACAAGAGGCUUUGUUGGAACAGACAGAUCUAGUAAAACUAAAGGCAGAACUGGAUCAAAGGACAGAAGAUCUGGAGAGAAGAACUGAAAUGAUGAAACAAGAGAAGCUGGACUUGGAACAAAUGAGAUCUGAAAUCCAGAUACCAUGUGACCUAUUGCAACAAGUUGAACAAGACAUAAAGAUACAAAAAGAACAUUUGGGAAUCACAAAAACUGAACAACAAAAGAUGAAAGAACAUAUAAACAAUCUGUAUGAUGAAAUACACAGAGAGAAAACCACCAUUAAAGAUCUGACCCUUCACAUUCAGGCACAAAGAAACAAACUUCAAAAUGUCAUUGACAAGGUCACUUUAAAAGAAAAAGAACAAGAGGUCCAUGACGACACAAUCAGAAAACUGAAACAAGAACUGGAGACCAGAGAGAACAGUGUAGAAGAAGUUGAGGCUACCAUGAACAUCAUCAAUGGAGAGAGACAACACUUGACUCAGAUGAAGGCUGACAUUGACACAGAGAGAGAACUGCUCUUGAAUGAAAAGGACAAACUGGAAAAAGAAAGGUCUGAGCUAAUGACAGGAGAACAUGAAAUCAUAUGGAAAAUGGAUGCCAUAGAAACUCUGAAAGUAAAACUCCAAAGGCUGAAUGAAAGAACAAGUGACGACAUCAAACACAAAAUGGACAGUUUACAACAAAACAAUAAAGAUGUAGUAAUUCUGUUUACUGCACUGAAAGAAAAGUAUGCUGAACUUGAAGAACAGAAAGAAAGCAUGGCUUGUUACACUGAGCUGUUGGGAAGAGAAAGGGAGGGUCUGACAAGUGUACUGUCAGAUAUAGUCAUCCAGAAAGAGGACUUUGAAAAUCUAUGGAAGCAAAAGUUUACGACUGAAAAACUCUAUCUUGACAAACUCAAAGCAGAGAUGAAGGAUGAAAGAGAAGAUCUGGACAAAAUGAAUGAGAUGAUACACAGAUCUAAACUGGACUUGGAGCUGAUGAAGUCUGACAUCCAAAAACAAACUGACUUAUUAGAAAAAGAUGAACAACAUAAGAAAGAUGAAAAGGAGAAAUUGGAAACAACCAAGACUGAGCUACAAAAGAAGAAAGAACAGGCAGACAGUCUUUUUGAAGAUAUAAACAGAGAGAAAGCCAUUAUUAAGGAUCUAACUCUUCAGGUUCAGGCACAAAGAAACAAACUUCAAAAUGUCAUUGACAAGAUCACAUUAAAAGAAAAAGAACAAGAGGUCCAUGACGACACAAUCAGAAAACUGAAACAAGAACUGGAGACCAGAGAGAACAGUUUACUUACAGAAAGAAAAGAACUGGAACUUUGGAGGAAGAAUAUCAACAAGACAAAAGAAGAAGUUGAGGCUACCAUGAACAUCAUCAGUGGAGAGAGAGAAAGCAUCAGUCAGGUAAAAACUGACAUUGACAGAGAGAGAGAAAUACUUUUAAAUGAAAGGGACAAACUUCAGAAUGUGAUGAACAUCACGGCUUUGAAGCAAAAAGAGCAAGAAUUAAAGGAUAAUGACAUCACAAGACAAACUCAAGAACUACAAAUCCAUACGAACUGUGUUUUGGCAGAAAGAGAGGAACUGGAAGUUUUAAGAAAGGACCUCAAAAAUAAGAAACAUGAGGUUGAAGCUGCCAUGAACACCAUGAGUGAAGAGAGAGAACACUUGACUCAGAUGAAGGCUGACAUAGAAAAAGAGAGACAGAUGCUUUUCAAUGAAAAGGACAGAAUUGAAGGACAAUGGUCUGAGCUGAACAUGAGAGAAAAUACACUUGUGAUUAAAGUGAAAUCAAUAGCAACUCUGAAAACAAAAAUUGAAGAUCUUUAUGACAGGAUGAGUGAAGACGUGAAAAACAAAAUCAUGAGAUUGGAACAAAACAAGGAAGACAUACUGAAACUGGCAAGUGUUCUCGAGGAAAAGCAUGAGGCUCUGGAUGUACAUAGAGUUAAUAUGACAUCUUACACUGAGAUACUAGGGAGAGAGAGAGAAGGUUUGAAGAGUGUGAUGUCAGAAAUUGUCACCCAGAGACAAGAGGUGGAAAAUCAACUGAAACAAGAGGCUUUGUUGGAACAGACAGAUCUAGUAAAACUAAAGGCAGAACUGGAUCAAAGGACAGAAGAUCUGGAGAGAAGGACUGAAAUGAUGAACCAAGAGAAGCUGGACUUGGAACAAAUGAGAUCUGAAAUCCAGAUACCAUGUGACUUAUUGCAACAAGUUGAACAAGACAUGAACAUACAAAAAGAACAUUUGAGAAUUACAAAAACUGAACAACAAAAGAUGAAAGAACAUAUAAACAAUCUGUAUGAUGAAAUACACAGAGAGAAAACCACCAUUAAAGAUCUGACCCUUCACAUUCAGGCACAAAGAAACAAACUUCAAAAUGUCAUUGACAAGGUCACUUUAAAAGAAAAAGAACAAGAGGUCCAUGACGACACAAUCAGAAGACUGAAACAAGAACUGGAGACCAGAGAGAACAGUGUACUUACAGAAAGAAGAGAACUGGAACGUUGGAGGAAGAAUAUCAACAAGACAAAAGAAGAAGUUGAGGCUACCAUGAACAUCAUCAAUGGAGAGAGACAACACUUGACUCAGAUGAAGGCUGACAUUGACACAGAGAGAGAACUGCUUUUGAAUGAAAAGGACAAACUGGAAAAAGAAAGGUCUGAGCUAAUGACAGGAGAACAUGAAAUCAUAUGGAAAAUGGAUGCCAUAGAAACUCUGAAAGUAAAACUCCAAAGGCUGAAUGAAAGAACAAGUGACGACAUCAAACACAAAAUGGACAGUUUACAACAAAACAAUGAAGAUGUAGUAAUUCUGUUUACUGCACUGAAAGAAAAGUUUGCUAAACUUGAAGAACAGAAAGAAAGCAUGGCUUGUUACACUGAGCUGUUGGGAAGAGAAAGGGAGGGUCUGACAAGUGUACUGUCAGAUAUAGUCAUCCAGAAAGAGGACUUUGAAAAUCUAUGGAAGCAAAAGUUUACGACUGAAAAACUCUAUCUUGACAAACUCAAAGCAGAGAUGAAGGAUGACAGAGAAGAUCUUGACAGAAUGAAUGAGAUGAUACACAGAUCUAAACUGGACUUGAAGCUGAUUAGGUCUGACAUCCAAAAACAAACUGACCUAUUAGAAAAAGAUGAACAACAUAAGAAAGAUGAAAAGGAGAAAUUGGAAACAACCAAGACUGAGCUACAAAAGAAGAAAGAACAGGCAGACAGUCUUUUUGAAGAUAUAAACAGAGAGAAAGUCAUUAUUAAGGAUCUAACUCUUCAGGUUCAGGCACAAAGAAACAAACUUCAGACUGUCAUUGACAAGAUCACAUUAAAAGAAAAAGAACAAGAGGUCCAUGACGACACAAUCAGAAGACUGAAACAAGAACUGGAGACCAGAGAGAACAGUGUA
This is a messenger RNA of Scophthalmus maximus (turbot), 4997 nucleotides long. RefSeq names its product centromere-associated protein E. The annotation marks the transcript as partial. The record is from RefSeq and is a predicted model, not a curated record. The transcript has 3 exons. Lineage: Eukaryota; Metazoa; Chordata; Actinopteri; Pleuronectiformes; Scophthalmidae.